This is a messenger RNA of Gadus macrocephalus (Pacific cod), 3488 nucleotides long. RefSeq names its product casein kinase I. The record is from RefSeq and is a predicted model, not a curated record. Gene Ontology annotation, molecular function: ATP binding; protein serine/threonine kinase activity. Gene Ontology annotation, cellular component: nucleus; cytoplasm. The coding region runs from base 291 to 1541 and encodes 416 amino acids. Gene Ontology annotation, biological process: peptidyl-serine phosphorylation; signal transduction; endocytosis. NCBI's taxonomy places the organism in Eukaryota, Metazoa, Chordata, Actinopteri, Gadiformes, Gadidae. The transcript is spliced from 11 exons.
UUCCCGCCCAAUCUGGCAACCCUGGCUGAACUGGUACAGACAGGGUUGCAAGAUUGGGUGGAAAAUCUGGCCCAAUCUGGCAACACCGCCGGGCUCCUCGACGCUGCUGCUCGGGGACCACAACACGGAGCGCAGCCGACGGAACGAGAGCGACAAGCCGGGUAUGAACUCCGCGACAAUCCGCUCCAAUCCUUCGUCCCCUAUGAACCUGUCUGACUGACAACCACCGGAACAUUAUCUCCACCCAUCAAGCUUUCUGAUAAACCUAAUAUCGGCUCCCCCUCGUCACCAUGGAGCUUCGAGUCGGGAACAAGUACCGCCUCGGGCGCAAGAUCGGGAGCGGCUCCUUCGGAGACAUCUACCUCGGGGCCAACAUCGCCACCGGGGAGGAGGUGGCCAUCAAGCUUGAGUGUGUGAAGACCAAGCAUCCACAGCUGCACAUCGAGAGCAAGUUCUACAAGAUGAUGCAGGGAGGAGUUGGCAUCCCGUCCAUAAAGUGGUGCGGGGCGGAGGGCGACUACAACGUGAUGGUGAUGGAGCUUCUCGGGCCCAGCCUGGAGGACCUCUUCAACUUCUGCUCCCGCAAGUUCAGCCUGAAGACAGUGCUGCUGCUGGCAGACCAGAUGAUCAGCCGCAUCGAGUACAUCCACUCCAAGAACUUCAUCCACCGCGACGUGAAGCCAGACAACUUCCUGAUGGGUCUCGGCAAGAAGGGCAACCUGGUGUACAUCAUCGACUUCGGCCUGGCCAAGAAGUACCGGGACGCCCGCACGCACCAGCACAUCCCCUACCGCGAGAACAAGAACCUGACGGGCACCGCGCGCUACGCCUCCAUCAACACCCACCUGGGCAUCGAGCAGUCCCGGCGUGACGACCUGGAGUCCCUGGGCUAUGUCCUCAUGUACUUCAACCUGGGCUCGCUGCCAUGGCAGGGCCUCAAGGCCGCCACCAAGAGGCAGAAAUACGAGCGCAUCAGCGAGAAGAAGAUGUCCACGCCCAUCGAGGUCCUCUGUAAAGGAUACCCAUCCGAGUUCUCCACCUACCUGAACUUCUGCCGCUCACUGCGCUUCGACGACAAACCCGACUACUCGUACCUGCGCCAGCUCUUCAGGAACCUGUUCCACCGCCAGGGCUUCUCCUACGACUACGUCUUCGACUGGAACAUGCUCAAAUUCGGUGCCAGCCGGACCGCCGAGGACGGUGAGCGGGAGCGCAGGACGGCGGAGGAGCGGGAUGACCGGGGGGCCCCGCCACGGGGGUCCGCCACCCGGGUCCUCCCCCCGGGGCCCAACCCUCCCCCCGCCAACAGAGUCCGGCACGCCGCCGAGCAGGCCCUGUCGAACCCGGCCUCGCGCGUCCUCCCAUCAGGCAACACGUCGCCGCGGGCCAUCUCGCGGGCGGAGCGGGAGAGGAAGGUGAGCAUGAGGCUCCACCGAGGGGCGCCCGCCAACCUGUCCUCCUCCGACCUCACGGCGCGCCACGACCCCUCCCGCAUCUCCACGUCACAGGUCAGCAUGCCGUACGAGCACAUGGGGAAGUGACGACCUCCGACCCCCUCGCGUUGUAAAUGAAACCUUAACAGGCCUCCAAGGACUCUGCUCGCUCCUCUGUUUUAGUUUUGAAACCUUUUUCAUUUUUCUUUCCUCUUCCUGGAUGACGUUUGAUUUGAAACAUAAUUUUGCCAUUAAGAGCGAUUUGAUCUUUUUCGGGAACGGACGGAAAAUCCGUAUUUGAAGAUCAAGUCCGAAGGGCCUCGGUAGCGGACCCCCAGGACCCCCAUCCCCCCCCCCCCCCCCCCCCCCCCCCCUCUUUGUCCGACUCCCUCAACAAGCAGUCCUAGACUCUGGUUCACAUCCACCGCCGCCACCCCUACAGAGAGGAACACUGGAUCUCUCGUUAACCACCCCAGGGUGACCCCCUCCCCGUCUCCCCCAUCACACCGUCUCACCACAGAGACCUGUCUGUCGGAUGUCACGUGUCGAUGACGUCAUCAGAGUAGCCACGGGCAGCCAAUCCCGGGCGAGAGCAUGUAUCUGGGCGGGGACAAGAUCUCCCGCUUUGCCGCCUUGGCCCGGAUUUUGUUUUUAUACUGUUUAAAAUUGCAUUUUUUUAAACAAACUGUGUGUAAUCUGUUAAACUUUUGUUUUAUAGAGUAGUAUGGGGGGAAGGUGGGGGUAUAUGUAGGGAGCCAGGUCUGUGAAUGAAACCUUAUUGGUGGAUGCACCCUUGUAGCGGAUUGGUUGGGUCUGGGUCAGGGCUUAGGAUAAGGUCGCUGUUGGGAGUGCACCAGUACACCAUACUGGUUCUGGACUGGGGGACGUAGCGGACGUAGCAAGAGAAGGUAGGGUGGUGUCGGAAAGGAAGAGUAAGUGGUCUUUAUUAGCUUUGGUGCCGUCGUGGUUUAUUGGUGAACUAGCGAUAGGUGCUCUAGCCAUUUACACACACACACACACGCCGACACACACAUGCAGACAUACACACCCAUACACAGACACACACGCACACAAUGUGCUGGAUAGGUGCGACUGAAGGUAAUACAAAAUAAAUAUUGUAAAGGCACACAACGCUUUUUAGCGAGGAGUCUUACUAUAUGUUGGAGUAAAUAAACAUUGUGACUGAAACUCACAUUUCAGCUACAUUUUAUCCGUUUCAAAAGGUGGUUCUCAAUGUCAGCUUUUCUCUGUAUUUUGGUUUCAUUCAGUUGGUGAAGAACGGCUUUUAAUUGUAAAAGAGGGGAGGGGUGGGGGGGGCGGAGCAGGGAGUUAAAUGUAGUUUUUUUUUUUCCUUUUUUCUUUUUUUACUUAACUGUAUAUAUUUUUUAAGUUGUGUAAAGCCAAACUGUGGUUGGUUGUUUUAAGAUGUGUGAAGUAGGAAACUGCACCGUGAAGUGCAGUAGCAUCAGGGCUGAGGACAUUGAUAUAGGGUAAGCCUCCUGGGUCCACCACGCUUACACUGCCCGCUGGGUCUCUACCAUAUAAUGUAUUUAUUUAACAUGUGUCAUUUGUCCGUAGAUCUAAACCUGUCAUUAAAUCCUGUCUCUUCUUUUAACAUGCCUGUAACGAUCGUGUUCACUGCUCUCAUCUCGCUCCACUAAUCUUCACGUUUGUCCACCUCGGAUGAUGAAAUAGGGGUUCUUAUAUUUCCCUUUCUUACAACCUUGUUCGUUCGCUUAUACUUUUUUUUACUUCCACGGUAGAUUUUUUUUGGUGAUGGUCUUAAACGCCCGGUUAACUCGAUGUCAUUUUAGAUUAAAACCAUAACGAUCCGUUAAAUGUGGUCCUGAGUCGCGGUAACGUCUGUUUCUGUCCAUCGACCCAGGGGGCAGUGUAACGGUUGUCAAUAGCAACUAGAAACGGUUAGGUGGGCACUGCGGGAAGUCAAUUUAUGUAUUGUGUACCGAUAUCUUGUACAGUUCUUUAACACACUUUAACUUUAUUUACAACAGUAUUUGUGUAUAUUUUAUGAAGUAAUAAAAUGAAUGAAAAAUA